This is a messenger RNA of Pneumocystis jirovecii RU7, 471 nucleotides long. RefSeq names its product eukaryotic translation initiation factor 5A. Gene Ontology annotation, biological process: positive regulation of translational termination; positive regulation of translational elongation. Bases 1 to 471 code for a protein of 156 amino acids. Gene Ontology annotation, molecular function: translation elongation factor activity; ribosome binding; RNA binding. The transcript has 5 exons. The record is from RefSeq and is a predicted model, not a curated record. Lineage: Eukaryota; Fungi; Ascomycota; Pneumocystomycetes; Pneumocystales; Pneumocystaceae.
AUGUCGGAGAAUACAGAGCAUGAUUUUUCUAAUACAGAUGCGGGUGGCUCAUUAACAUUCCCUGUUCAAUGUUCAGCCCUUCGAAAAAAUGGACAUGUUGUAAUCAAAGGGCGUCCAUGUAAAAUUGUAGAUAUGAGCACAUCAAAAACAGGUAAACAUGGACAUGCAAAAGUACAUUUAGUAGGAAUCGAUAUUUUUACUGGAAAAAAACUAGAAGACCUUUCACCAUCUACCCAUAAUAUGGAUGUUCCUAAUAUUACUCGUACCGAUUAUCAACUAAUUAAUAUUGAUGACGGAUUUCUUAACUUGAUAACAUCAGAUGGAUCUACUAAGGACGAUAUUCGGCUUCCAGAAGGAGAAUUAGGAGAAAAAAUUCUUUUAGAAUUUGAUGAAGGUAAAGAUUUAGUCAUUACAGUUGUUUCAGCUAUGGGGGAGGAAGUUGCUUUAGGUGUAAAAGAAGCACCUAAAUAA